This is a messenger RNA of Schizophyllum commune H4-8, 1446 nucleotides long. RefSeq lists its product as uncharacterized. Lineage: Eukaryota; Fungi; Basidiomycota; Agaricomycetes; Agaricales; Schizophyllaceae. Gene Ontology annotation, cellular component: cytoplasm; proteasome regulatory particle, lid subcomplex; nuclear proteasome complex. The record is from RefSeq and is a predicted model, not a curated record. Bases 1 to 1446 code for a protein of 481 amino acids. The transcript is spliced from 8 exons.
AUGUCCGACAACAAGAAGCAGGAGCGCGACUAUACGCCAGAGGUGGAUGCGCUCCUUCCAGAGGCGGAGGCGCUUGUGAAGAGCGGUAAACUACAAGAGGGAAUUGACAAGCUCUUUGUGUUGGAGAAGCAAUCACGAAAUGCCUCAGACGCCAAGUCCACGACGCGCCUAGUCAAGGCGAUCGUGCAGCACGCUUACGAUGCGCGCACCUUCGAAGUCCUCAACAACAGCAUACAAACAUUGAGCAAGAAGCACGGACAAUUGAAGUCGGUCAUUCAGGCGAUGGUGGAGCAAGUGAUCGCCUGGCUGCCUGAGGUCAAGGAGCGUGACGGCACGGACAAGUGGUUGGAACUUCUCGAGACCUUGCGGACGGUCACCGAGGGGAAGAUCUUCCUUGAGACCCCUCGCGCCCGCGUCACCCUCCUCCUCUCCCACUACUAUGAGGCGCAAGCCAACGAGACCGCCUCCGUCGAGAAGCGGAAAGAACUCCUCAUUAAGGCCUCCGAGAUCCUCUCCGAGCUCCAGGUCGAGACCUACUCGUCCAUGGAGCGCCGCGAGAAGACCGAGUUCAUCCUCGAGCAAAUGCGCCUGCUGAUCUCCGUCGCGCGCAUCAAGGAUGCGGAGUCGGCGAAGAAGGAGGAGAAGGACGCGCUCGGGGGCGGUGAGGGCGAGUGGGUGAAGGUGCGCGUGGGCGGGCGGAAGGUCAAUGAGGAGUUUUUGAAGGAGAAGGAGAAUGAGGUGCAGCAGGACUUGAAGCUCAAGUACUACGACCUCAUGAUCCAGCAUGCGUUGAACGAGCGGGAUUAUCUGGCAACCGCAAAGUACUACGAGAAGGUGUGGCAAACACCUUCAAUCAAGGACGAUGUGAACGACAAGGGCAAGGCUGCCCUCGAACACAUCAUCUACUACGUCGUACUCGCACCGCACAGCAACGAGCAAUCCGACAUGCUGCACCACCUCUACAACAACCCGGCUCUGCUCAAGCUUGAGAUGCAAUACAACCUCGCAAAAUGCUUCGUUACACCCGAGCUCAUGCGCUGGCCGGGUAUCGAGUCGCUGUAUGGCACCUUCCUACGGCAAACAACAGUCUUCAGCAACCAGCAACGCUGGGAAGACUUGCACAUGCGCGUUAUAGAGCACAACAUCCGCGUCGUCGCCAUGUACUACACUCGCAUCACGCUAGAGCGACUCACCUCCCUCCUCGACCUCUCACCCGAGGAAACCGAGAAGACGCUGUGCAGAUUAGUCGUCGGCGGCACUGUGUGGGCACGCGUGGACCGACCCGCGGGGAUCGUGAACUUCCGCGCGAAGAGGACGGCGGAGGAGGUGAUGAACGAUUGGAGCUCGGAUAUGCAAAAGUUGCUGGGGCUGGUGGAGAAGACGUGGAUGGGAAUGAAUGCUGCGCAGGCGGCACAGGCACGGGUGAAGGCGACGUCGUCAGCGUAG